Oryza sativa Japonica Group (Japanese rice) is the source of this 1273-nucleotide messenger RNA. NCBI's taxonomy places the organism in Eukaryota, Viridiplantae, Streptophyta, Magnoliopsida, Poales, Poaceae. The record is from RefSeq and is a predicted model, not a curated record.
CACCGAAGGUCCCUCAACUUGUCAUCGGGAUAAAAAACAUCUUCGAACCACAAAAUCAGAUAUACGGGGUCCCUUAAUUAUACAAAAUCGGUCACCGGAGCUCCUUCGGUGGUUUUGAACCCGGUUUUAUCCGACGUGGCGGCUGAGUCGGCGCGGGACCCACGUGGGCCCCACGUGUCAGCUGGCCACGUCAUCAAACUCCUCUCUCUUUUCCCCUCUUCUCUCUCUUCCUCAUCUCUCUCUCCCUUCUGGCUGUGCUGCGACGCCGCCGCAGGUCGGGGAGCACGAGCGUCCGGUGCGCCCACCCGAGAUGUGCUGCGACGCCGCCGCCGCCGACAGCAUGGAAUGGAACGCUGUGUAUGCGGCCUGCACGAAGUCGCUGUAGCGGAGGACCUCGCGGCGGAGGUUCUGGUCGAGCGGGUCGAGUAGCCCGUCCCAGCCGCCACUCGUCGGCGAUGGAGCCCGAGCGUGAGGAGGCACUGCAGGUGUGCGAGGCUGCGCGGGGACAUCUCGUCGACAGCCGGCUUGCGGACGAACGGCGGUGGUCGGCGGCGGUGUCCUCGCCGUCUUCUUCCCCUCCUGACAAGAGAAGGAUUUGGCUCCGCGGACACCGAAAGAUCAUCGGCGACUACCUCAUUGAGGCACGGGCUGCUUUCGCUGCCGCCGCGCCGCUCAAUGGGGAAUGUGGCGACCACUCAGCGGCCACGACGGCGCUUGGACUAGUGGAAGCAGUGCUAGAGUUGUCGCCGCGCAUGGAGGCCGCUCUCGAGCUCCGGGCGUGCUCUCUCCUCGCGUUCCGCCGCUACCGCGGCGUCGCUGACAUGCUCCGCGACUACAUCCCCAGCUGCACCAAGCCUACAUGCUUCCUCUGCUGCUUCGACAUAUCCAACCUCAAGCACCGCGUCCUCGCCGACGGGGAGGCGGCGGCGCACCGCAGGCGGUGGGCGCAAGCUGCGGGGGGAGGAGCUAUGCGUGGACGGCGACCGCCGGGGAGCCCGUAUGCCGCUCCCCCCACCGCCGCCGCCAUCACCGCCGAUGCCCGCCGCCGAGGCACUGCCGGCGGCAGAGAAGGGAGAGAGAUGAGGAAGAGAGAGAAGAGGGGGAAAAGAGAGAGGAGUUUGAUGACGUGGCCAGCUGACAUGUGGGGCCCACGCGGGUCCCACACUGAUUUAGCCGCUACGUCAGAUAAAACUGGGUUUAAGACCGCCGAAUGACCUCUGGUGACCGGUUUUAUAUAAUUAAGGGACUCCGUAUAUCUGGUUUUGUGGUUUGA